Macroventuria anomochaeta is the source of this 2077-nucleotide messenger RNA. RefSeq lists its product as uncharacterized. Lineage: Eukaryota; Fungi; Ascomycota; Dothideomycetes; Pleosporales; Didymellaceae. The record is from RefSeq and is a predicted model, not a curated record. The coding region runs from base 340 to 1953 and encodes 537 amino acids. The transcript has 2 exons.
CUUUGGGAGAUUUGUUACCUUCGCUGAAGUCCUGAAAUCAUUCUUUCACUCCUGCAACAAUGUUCUGGACGAGCAGCCCUUGAGCGCCGGACGACAACGCCAAGCCUGCAAGCCCAGCAAUUUUGACCCCUCUUUGACUGCGUGCGGCUUCGGUACAACCCGACAGGCAACCAAGCUGUGUAACCACCAACAACUGCGCAAGCAAACGAAAAGCAGCCAGUUUCGUCUGAACCGUGGCAGCGACUGCAAGUUUGCUAUCUCGAGUUCAAGCUCUUUCGACUUCCUUCCUUACGAGCAUGCAACUUGCGUAUAUAAAUCGACACCACUACAGAACUAAAGAUGGAUGAACAUCUACGCAUUCUUGAGCAAGAAUAUUGCCCACCAAUAGAUCCCGCCCUCGUUGCUGCAUUCUACAGCGACUUUGCAGAUGCGCCCAACGCGUUAGAGCAAGCUAGAGAACUGCUCGACCCCAUCAAAGCCUCAGCCAUCGCAGAGCAGCUUACCGAGUUCGAUGCCUCUGGCAGCAGUGGAGGCCCUGUACGCGACAGCCCCGGCAAGCACAGCUCAGAUGUCGACUCGAACGCAGACACUUGGGUGACGCGAACGACCUUAACCGACGCGACACACCUCUCAAACGAUCUCUCGGCGCUCAGCGUGGAUGGAAGGUCAGCAGAUGGCUCCGAGGAGUCAUGGGAGGGAGGCUACUACAAGGACACCGAGCAUUUCGACAUAAAGACCAAGGAGCUACUGCUGGCAGAGACUUUUCCCAAUUUGCGCCCAGAACUUGUGGCAUAUACACUGAAGAAGUGCAAUGACGACUUCAGCAAGGCUACAGACGAGCUGUUGAACCACGUCUACUUCGAGGACGCAAGGAUAAGUCCCACCGAGGAAGCGGCGCCAUUUGCUAAGGGCAUAGACGCCUUCUUUGAGGGCCAUCAUGUACCGCAGAAGAGCAAGAAGGGUAAGGGCAAGAGGAAACAGAAGGUCUCCCUGUACGAUGUAAGUUCCGCCAACUUCUCUGGAACCGACCUCUCCGGCACUGCGACGCCCAACCGCUGGCAGAACAGCAGCCGCGACGUAGAGUUCAUCACAGCACGUACAAAGCUCCCAGCGAAGGUCGUUUCUUCAAUGUACCACGAGAAGAGCGCGUCGCUGUCUGGUACCAUCUUGGCCUUUGUGAAUAAGGACAUGAAGGCCCAUGAGAACGAAGAGCCUGACGCCGGCUUCGUGAUAGAUGCUACGACUGUCACCGAAGACUUCCCCACGAUUGGUCUUGGUCAGGCUGUGGCGCUCGUACGACUUGUAGACGGCUCACCAGACAAGGCGCGAGACAUGGCGAAGGCCCUCACCGAGCAGCCAGCAAGCGAGACCGGUGGCAAAGGCGGUAUCAAGCUUGACUUCAAAUACGCGCCUGUCAAUCUUGACGACGAUGAGCCUCGAGCGAGCAAGCUCCCGGACCUGCCUUCAUCCAUCCGGCCACAUACAACUGCGUCGGUAGCCCUACGACGCAAUGAAGCGUACCAGAAAGCAGCAGAGGCUCAUCGCAAGGGCGGGCGCAUGAAGGCUGUUGCAGGGUACUACGCACAAGAAGCCAGAAACUAUGAUGCCAACAUGAAGGUUAUGAGCCAGGCUGAUGCCGAUGCAUUCGUUGCACAGCAAUCUUCGUCCACGAUCCUCGAUCUGCACGGAGUCACUGUGGCGGAUGCGGCAAGAAUCGCCAGACAGAGGACACAGAUGUGGUGGAACUCGCUUGGCGAACAGCGCAUAGCAGAGUACGGCGGUGCACGUGGAGGGGUCGGCAGCUAUAGGAUUGUUGUCGGCUUGGGUAGGCACAGCGCUGAUGGCAGAGGCAAACUUGGACCAGCAGUUGUGAAAGCGCUUGUCGAGGAAGGCUGGAAAGUCGAAGUCGGCUCUGGUGAGUUGCUCGUCACCGGCAUGAACAGAAGGAGAUGAACAAGACUUGGGCUCGAAUAUUGUACAUACAGUCAGCGUGAAGAUACUCGGCUGAAGAUAGAUUUAUGAUUACAUAUACCGGCGCAGUGCAAAGCACAACAUGUACAAAAGCAAUCAAACUCAC